Messenger RNA from Telopea speciosissima, 2516 nucleotides. Its product is annotated as probable cytosolic oligopeptidase A. Gene Ontology annotation, biological process: proteolysis; peptide metabolic process. The transcript is spliced from 17 exons. Lineage: Eukaryota; Viridiplantae; Streptophyta; Magnoliopsida; Proteales; Proteaceae. Gene Ontology annotation, molecular function: metalloendopeptidase activity. The coding region runs from base 22 to 2424 and encodes 800 amino acids. The record is from RefSeq and is a predicted model, not a curated record.
GAUGGCCCUUGCGGUUCGGAGAUGCACCUGGCAAGGACAAGGAGAGUAGGUUUCGGGGCUCUUGCUCUUAGAGUAUUAGUAAUAGUCAACAUGUUCACGGCGACAUGCAUUUCCGUCACUCGUUCUAUCGAACCUCUCCUAAUACGCUAUUCUUGCCCCCUUCCCUCUCCCAAGUAUCUCUCUAAAUCCUAUCCUUCCCCUCUCUGGUCGUCUUCUUUCACCUUCUGCUUUCAGAAACUCCGUAAAUCCACCUCACUCUCCCCCACCUUCUGCUCCUCUUCUGUUCCGUCCAUGGUUUCCGAAGCGACAUCGAUGGUGUCCGAAGUGACACUCGAAGGAAAUCCUCUUCUGCGGGAUUUCGUUUUCCCGCCUUUCGAUGUUGUUGAAGCCAAGCAUGUCCGUCCCGGGAUUAUAGCGUUGCUUAAGAAACUCGAAAAUGAUUUGGUCGAGCUAGAGAAGACAGUGGAACCGACUUGGCCGAAGUUGGUCGAGCCGUUGGAGAAGAUUGAAGAUCGGCUCCAAGUGGUUUGGGGAAUGGUGAAUCAUCUCAAGAGUGUUAAGGAUUCUCCUGAACUCCGUUCUGCCAUCGAGGAAGUUCAGCCAGAGAAAGUUAAGUUCACACUUAAAUUGGGACAAAGUAAACCCAUAUACGAAGCUUUCAGGGCCAUCAAACAAUCUUCUGAUUGGCAGACAAUGAGUGAUGCUCAUAAGCGUAUUGUAGAAUCCAAGAUAAAAGAGGCAGUUCUUAGUGGUGUUUCUCUUGAAGACAAUAAAAGAGACCAUUUUAACAACAUUCAACAGGAGUUGGAGAAACUGUCACAAAAGUUUGACGAGAAUGUUUUGGACGCCACAAAAAGUUUUCAAAAACUUAUUACAGACAAGAAGGACAUCGAUGGAUUACCUGCUUCUGCACUUGGCUUGGCUGCACAAACAGCACUAUCCAAGGGUCAUGAAAGUGCUACUGCCGAGAAUGGACCCUGGGUAAUUACAUUGGAUGGUCCAAGCUUUCUCCCUGUUAUGCAACAUGCUCGGGAUCGAUUGUUGCGUGAGGAAGUCUAUCGUGCUUACAUAUCCCGUGCCUCUAGUGGAGAUCUCGAUAACACACCCAUCAUUGACCAAAUCCUGAAGCUUAGGUUGGAGAAGGCGAAGCUUCUUGGCUACAAUAAUUAUGCCGAGGUAAGCAUGGCAAUGAAAAUGGCCACCGUUGAUAAAGCAGCAGAGCUCCUAGAAAAGCUUCGAAGUGCUUCUUGGGAUGCUGCGGUACAAGACAUGGAAGACCUUAAGAAUUUCUCUAGAGAACAAGGUGCUGCAGAAGCUAAAGAUUUGAACCACUGGGACAUUAACUUUUGGAGCGAGAGACUUCGUGAGUCAAAAUAUGACAUAAGUGAGGAGGAAUUACGUCCAUUCUUCUCAUUGCCAAAGGUUAUGGAUGGCCUUUUUAGCCUUGCAAAGAUGCUGUUUGACAUUGAUAUAGAACCAGCUGAUGGCCUAGCUCCAGUAUGGAACAAUGACGUCAGAUUUUAUUGCGUCAAAGAUUCUUCAGGCAAUCCGAUUGCAUACUUCUAUUUUGAUCCAUAUUCUCGACCAGAUGAAAAACGUGGUGGUGCAUGGAUGGAUGAAGUUGUUGGUCGAAGUCGUGCACUUUCACGUGAUGGCACCUCUGCUAGGCUGCCUAUUGCCCACAUGGUUUGCAAUCAAACUCCUCCAGUUGGAGACAAGCCAAGUCUCAUGACCUUCCGUGAGGUUGAGACUGUCUUCCAUGAAUUUGGUCAUGCACUUCAGCAUAUGCUCACCAAGCAAGAUGAGGGUCUAGUUUCUGGUAUUCGUGGUAUAGAAUGGGAUGCUGUUGAAUUGCCUUCUCAGUUUAUGGAAAAUUGGUGUUAUCAAAGGGAUACUUUGAUGAGCAUUGCCAAACACUAUGAAAGUGGAGAGAGUCUCCCGGAAGAAGUAUAUUUGAAGCUCCUUGCAGCUAGGACUUUCCGUGCAGGUUCACUUAGCCUUCGUCAGAUACGAUUUGCAACUUUGGAUUUGGAGCUGCAUACAAAGUAUGUUCCUGGUGGUGCAGAAUCCAUCUAUGACUAUGAUCAAAGAGUGGGUAAAAGGACACAAGUGAUUCCAUUGCUGCCCGAGGACAGGUUCCUUUGUAGUUUCAGCCAUAUUUUUGCAGGUGGAUAUGCAGCUGGAUACUACAGUUACAAGUGGGCAGAGGUGCUAUCAGCUGAUGCUUUCUCAGCAUUUGAGGAGGCCGGACUGGAUAACAACAAGGCUGUUAAGGAGACUGGUCAUAAGUUCCGAGAAACCAUUCUUGCCCUUGGAGGUGGAAAACCACCACUUGAGGUUUUUGUGGAAUUCCGAGGGCGUGAACCUUCCCCAGAAGCACUUCUCAGGCACAAUGGCCUGCUAGCAGCCACAGCUUCAGCUUGAGUACUUCACUGUGUUAAUGCACAUUUGUUGGGAGACAUCCCCAUGUUGCAGGGGAGAUUCGUGGUCUUUCCCAAUGUAAGCUCUGUUAUAGC